UGGACGGUACUACUGCAUUGAGAAGGGGGGCACAUUCCUCUUAUUUGAAAUUAGUUUGUGAAUAUACAAUGUAGCUGAUGGCAAACCUAUGUGCAACUCUAGUUUCUCAGUUAGCAGUAAUGUUCAAAAAUGUCACCAUAAUUAUUUGACUUCUUCCGGAUGAACUAAUCCAACCUUACGUCCGCACGUCAUGGUUCGCCUGUAAACAUGGCAGACCAAGAAAACACUGUCAUGGAAGCGGACAAGAGAAAGAAUAAACCUUUCGUUGAACAAGUUAAGGCGCUGCUUGACGACGUUACCCACAGAACAGACGAGCAGAAGAGUCCAGAGCCUAAAAACAAGUCCGUCGAAAGCUGCUCGACUGUGGAGUACUGUGAGAAGCUACAGGCAUGGAUGUGGCAGUACUACACUGGAUAUGUGAACUGGCAAAGCUGGCUGCUAGCUUCAACUAUGACCGUCCCACCCUGUUUACAGCCACCCAGCGGAACGUCCACGGCUCUUGUUUUUGAUCCUCAGAACUGGCAAAAUGCUUCCUUUGGCCUCCCGCUGUUGCCUUAUCCACCUACGGUUCAUUCCCCGAGCAGCCGAGCGGGGGAAGCGGCUGUCGGGGCCCCAGCGGCCGCUCAGCAGCAGCAGCCGCAGCGGGAUCAUGGACAUGCACAGAGACAGGGUCGAGAAUACAGCAUCCCUUCACCUCUCCAAAGACUUAUGGCAGAGAUGGUGGAUUUCUUCAUAUUGUUCUUCAUCAAAGCAACCAUAAUCAUCAGUAUCAUGCACCUAAGUGGAAUUAAAGACGUUUCCAAGUUUGCCAUGCAUUUCAUAGUGGAGGAAAUCGAUGAAGACACAUCGAUGGAGGAGUUGCAGAAAAUGAUGCUCGUUGCCCUCGUGUAUCGGAUAUUAGUUUGUUUUUAUGAGAUUGUAUGCAUUUGGGGAGCUGGCGGUGCCACUCCAGGGAAAUUUCUCAUCGGACUCAGAGUUGUUACGUGCGAUUCGUCGGUUCUGGUUCAGCCCAAUAGGGUGCUUGUAGUGCCGGCAACAAAUGUUUCCCUGUCCGCGUCAACGGUCCGAGCCCUGAACAAGAACUUCUCCAUUGCCUUCUUUUUCCCAGCAUUUAUCACGCUCCUCUUCUUUCAGCACAACAGGACUGUCUACGACAUGGUUGCUGGUACGAUAGUUGUCAAGCGCUCCAGAAUCAGAUGACACUGAAGCUGACAGAAAAAAUUCUAUCUAUCUAUAUAUAUAUA
Molecule: messenger RNA, 1244 nt
Organism: Poecilia reticulata (guppy)
Lineage: Eukaryota; Metazoa; Chordata; Actinopteri; Cyprinodontiformes; Poeciliidae
Product: protein FAM8A1-like
Source: RefSeq, a predicted model, not a curated record